This is a messenger RNA of Thunnus maccoyii (southern bluefin tuna), 2217 nucleotides long. RefSeq names its product SIX homeobox 2a (gene six2a). The transcript has 2 exons. The coding region runs from base 423 to 1295 and encodes 290 amino acids. Gene Ontology annotation, biological process: kidney development; regulation of transcription by RNA polymerase II. Lineage: Eukaryota; Metazoa; Chordata; Actinopteri; Scombriformes; Scombridae. Gene Ontology annotation, cellular component: nucleus; transcription regulator complex. Gene Ontology annotation, molecular function: RNA polymerase II cis-regulatory region sequence-specific DNA binding; DNA-binding transcription factor activity, RNA polymerase II-specific. The record is from RefSeq and is a predicted model, not a curated record.
UCUUAUCCUCACCAUCCCCGGGUCAGAUAACCGACCAAUCAGAGUUCAUAUAAUCGCUUGUCUUGCCAGCUUACAAUAAUAUUAUUAAAACGAGCCAGCGAGCCCGGUCUCCGGGAGUAGGUUAUGUUGAAACGGCAUAGAAAAGGUGGAGGAGGACGGUGGAAGGAGUAGCAACUUUCUCUCUUUCUCACCAACUUUAUGAGGAAUUGUCGCCUGGGGUUUUGCAUGGCUGAAUGGACUUGAGUUUAUUUCACAAUACGCAGUUGGAUAUUACCUUACUUUGGGCAGCUUUAAGUUUUACGCUGCUCUUUUGGGGACCUUUUGUCGCUUAUGGACUUAAUGCGUUUUGAUUUCAUGUGAGACUGAGAGGGGAGACGUGGAAGUAAGGCACAAUAUAAUCUGUAUUGGUUUACGUUGUCGCCAUGUCCAUGCUUCCGACGUUUGGUUUUACGCAGGAACAAGUGGCGUGUGUCUGCGAAGUCCUUCAACAAGGGGGGAACAUCGAGCGGCUGGGGCGCUUCCUCUGGUCGCUCCCGGCGUGCGAACACCUCCACAAAAAUGAGAGCGUCCUCAAAGCGAAAGCCGUGGUCGCCUUCCACCGGGGGAACUUCCGAGAGCUCUACAAAAUCCUGGAGAGCCACCAGUUUUCGCCGCACAACCACCCGAAGCUUCAGCAGCUGUGGCUCAAAGCGCACUACAUCGAGGCGGAGAAGCUGAGAGGCCGCCCGCUCGGCGCCGUGGGGAAGUACCGCGUCCGGAGAAAGUUCCCCCUGCCCCGUUCUAUCUGGGACGGUGAAGAAACAAGCUACUGCUUCAAGGAGAAGAGUAGGAGCGUCCUCCGGGAGUGGUAUACCCACAACCCUUACCCAUCCCCGCGGGAGAAAAGAGAGCUGGCCGAGGCCACGGGACUCACCACCACGCAGGUCAGCAACUGGUUCAAAAACCGACGGCAGCGAGACCGAGCGGCGGAGGCAAAAGAAAGAGAAAACAACGAGAACUCCAACAGCAAUAGUCACAACCCAUUGACUUCUUCCAUGAAUGGAAAUAAAACUCUAUUGGGCAGCUCGGACGACGACAAAACGCCCUCUGGGACACCGGAUCACACGUCUCCGAGCCCGGCUCUGCUCCUUGGCUCAAACGCCGGUUUACAGUCCCUGCACGGCCUCGCGCCCCCGCCAGGACCCAGCGCCAUCCCGGUACCCAGCGGUGCAGACUCGGUGCACCAUCACCACUCAUUGCACCAUGACACCAUACUGAACCCUAUGUCUUCUAAUCUGGUGGACCUCGGCUCUUAAAAGAAAAAGAAAAGAAAAGAAAAAAGGCACAGAAGGGGAACAGAGCACCGUCUUUUUUGGAAAAGUAAUUCACUUGGAGGCGUGAGAUUGAGCACUUGCGGCCAGGUGCAAAACAGACAGACUGGACCACUGCGAAAACAGCCACCACAUCAAAUAAUUUGGUCUCAUAUUAAACCUUAAAAAGUCUUUUGGGGAAAAAUCUGACAGUGGGCGCAAUACUGUUAUCCUCAAAUUAUGCUUGUUUCAGGACUUUCUAGAAACAAGACAUGAAGGCAGAGCACUUAUAAAUUCACGAAAUAUAUUUAAAACUGGUUUUAAAAAAAAUCUCAUUCCAUUGGCAUAUUUUCUCUUUAAUUCAUUUUAGGAGAAUAUAAUUCAAAAAAUUAAUAGAUUUGACAUUACAAGACUUUUUUUGCAGUGGACAAAAGGUGAGGCGGACCUAGGUCGUUUUAGGUAAAAAAAAAAAAAAAGUAUUUUACCGGAAUGUAAUAACGUAACAUGUUAUAUUGUUGAAAACAAUAACAAUAAAAUGUCUUAAUUCUUGUUACUAUUACCGUUGUUAUUUUAGGGGUUUAGAUAUAUUAACAGACUCUCUAGGCACCGAGUUAAAGGUACCCCAUCGCGUUUUUGUUUACAAAGGGUUUUCCAAGAGAGCCAUAAGCUUUUUUUUUUUUUUUUUUUUUUUUUUUUUUUUUUUUGGUGGGAGGGUGUGGGGUGGAUUAUGACGGGGUAUAAUAUUCUCAAGUGUCUUAUAAGAGCCGUGAUAAGAUGAAAUAUCUUAAUCUCUUGAUAUUAUUAUCAUUAUUUGCAUUUUCAUUUGGAGAGAGACUGCAUGUAAACUGUGCGAUACAUGAUGAAACAUAAGAACGAUUCACCUAUAGUUUCAUAUACCCUUUACAAUAAAAGAAAAGAAAUACAUGGA